UUCAUCAGGCCACAUUAGGAGGUGUCUUGUACCCCUUGCUGCCAGUGACUGGGACACAAUGGAUCACUCAGGGCCGGUAGACACCGAGGAUGAACUGGGACCGUCGGCCCAUCUUGUUCCAAGUCCUCAAAGUGAAGCCGUGGCUCACGAAUUCCAGGAGCUCUCCUUGCAAUCCAGUCAGCACUUACCCCCUCUGAAGGAAAGGAAGAACGUGCUCCAGCUGAGGCUGCAACAAAGGAGGACAAGAGAGCAACUCGUGGACCAGGGCAUCAUGCCACCCUUGAAGAGCCCAGCGGCAUUCCAUGAACAGAUAAAAAGCCUGGAGCGAGCCAGAACUGAAAACUUCUUGAAGCAUAAGAUUCGGAGCCGACCAGAUCGUUCCGAACUUGUGAGGAUGCAUAUUUUAGAAGAAACGUUUGCAGAGCCAUCCCUCCAGGCGACACAGAUGAAGCUGAAAAGAGCUCGACUAGCUGAUGAUCUGAAUGAAAAGAUUGCUCAAAGGCCGGGUCCUAUGGAACUGGUGGAGAAGAACAUCCUCCCUGUAGACUGCAGUGUUAAGGAAGCUAUUAUAGGCGUUGGGAAAGAGGACUACCCCCAAACACAGGGCGAUUUCUCAUUUGAUGAAGACAGCAGCGAUGCAUUGUCUCCAGACCAGCCGGCCAGCCAAGACUCACAGGGCUCAGCUGCGUCCCCAAGUGAGCCCAAAGUCAGUGAAUCCGCAUCUCCUGUGACUGCAAACCCUCCAGCCCAGUUUACGUCAGUGUCCCCAGCAGUUCCUGAGUUCUUGAAAACUUCUCCUGCGGAUCUGCCCCCCACCAGGUCCACAGCUCCUGCCCUCUCUGCAAACACUGUGUCUUCAGCGAAGCCUGGGCCAACACUGGUAAAGCAAAGCCAUCCCAAGAACCCAAAUGACAAACACCGGAGCAAAAAGUGCAAAGACCCCAAACCACGGGUGAAGAAGCUGAAAUACCACCAGUACAUUCCACCGGAUCAGAAAGGUGAGAAGAAUGAGCCGCAGAUGGAUUCCAAGUACGCCCGCCUGCUCCACCAGCAACAGCUGUUCCUGCAGCUGCAGAUCCUGAGCCAGCAGCAGCAACAACAACAACAACAACAACGCUACAACUACCAGACCAUCCUGCCUGCACCUCUCAAGCCACUCAAUGAUAAAAAUAACAACAGUGGAAAUCCAGCAUUGAACAGUACCACGCCCAGCACACCAAGACCCAACACAUCGGCCCCUGUGAGAAAGCCCGGGCCGCUGCCUUCCAGCCUGGAUGAUUUAAAGGUCUCAGAACUGAAGACAGAACUGAAGCUGAGGGGUCUGCCAGUGUCGGGCACCAAACCUGACCUCAUCGAGCGCCUGAAACCCUACCAAGAAAUGAGCAGCAGCAGUGUUGCCGCGGGCAGCAUUGUGGCAGUGUCUACCCCGGCCAUCAUCACCAGCAACCCAGAAGUCACCAUGGCCUUGCCGGUCACCACACUACACAACUCAGUGACUAGCUCAGCCUCCACAUUCAAGGCAGAACUGACAUCGGCCACAGCCAGCAAUGCAGCCCACGUCGAGAGCACCGGUUCCCCUCUGCCCAUCUCACCGUCUCCAUCCGACCAGUCCAGUCUCAGUACCGAGGACACAAACAUGGCAGACACAUUCACGGAGAUCAUGAACUUGAUGUCACCUUCGCAGUUCCUGUGCGCAUCGCCCUUGCGAGUGACAAGUACAGAGGAGAGUCUUAGUCCCACUGGCAGCACUCUGUCCAGUCUGGAGCUGGAUGCCGCGGAAAAGGACCGCAAGCUGCAAGAGAAGGAGAAGCAGAUCGAAGAGCUCAAGAAGAGACUGGAGCAAGAGCAGAAGCUGGUGGAAGUCCUGAAGAUGCAACUGGAGGUGGAAAAACGAGGGCAGCAGCUACAGCCUCCGCGGCCACCGGAAGGCCAGCCCAGCGGGCCAGCCAACCCUGCCCUUAAGUCAGAGCAGAAACCCGGCGGGGUGGUUCCUGCCGUCAAAGACGAGGCCUUAUUGGCCGACUGCUCCAGCUCUGGGCAACCCAUCCCCGUUGCCAGCCGUCCUGUGGGCCAGCCUGUGUCCACGAGUGGCCAGACCCUGCUGUCCAAGAAGGCUGUUGUUGUCAAGCAGGAGGUCCCGGUGGCCCCAGCAGGGCAGCAGAGCCUCGUGCCACGGCUGUUUACGCCGCCACAAGCAGUAACGCAGCCUCCAGCUCAGCUAGCUACUGCUGCCCUGUCCUCGGGCCUGGCCCAGCCAACACCUCAGCCACAAGACCCUUUCCCUCGGCAUGUGCUCAGCCAGCCACAGCGAGUCAGGAAGGUUUUCACAAACUCAGCACCGGCGACAGUUCUCCCGUACCAGAGACCACAUGCGCCAGCCGUCCAGCAGCCUUUCAUCACUAAGACGCCCAGCAGCCUUCUGCAAGCCAGAAACUCUCCCCUUCCCACAGUGCAGAACGGGCCGAGCACCCCCAGCAAGCCCAGUUCACCCCCACCGCCUCCACAGUUUGUUGUCCAGCACUCCCUGUUUGGGAACCCCGUCACCAAGACAAAAGACCCUCCACGCUAUGAGGAGGCCGUCAGACAGACUCGCAGUGCACAGUCCUCCCUCCCAGAGAUUUCCAAUGCGCACAGUCAGCAGAUGGACGACCUUUUUGAUAUCCUCAUUAAGAGUGGAGAGAUUUCGCUCCCUAUAAAAGAAGAACCUUCUCCAAUUUCCAAAAUGAGGCCAGUGACAGCCAGUAUCACCACAAUGCCAGUCAACACAGUGGUGUCCCGGCCUCCACCCCAAGUCCAGAUGGCACCACCAGUAUCACUAGGACCUGUGAGCAGUUUAUCCACCACUUUAGAGAACCAGCUUGAAGCUUUCUUAGAUGGAACUUUACCAUCAGCCAACGAGAUCCCCCCACUCCAAAGCAGCGGUGAGGACAGAGAGGCCUUCUCUCUGAUCGAGGACCUUCAGAGUGACCUGCUCCAUCACUCGAGCAUCCUGGACCACUCCCACUCCCCCAUGGAAACUUCCCAGGCCCAAUUUGCUGCUGGUCCUCCCUGCCUGUCGCUUGACCUCUCUGACCCCAACCUGGACAACAUGGAGUGGUUGGACAUCACCAUGCCUGCCACGUCGUCAGGACUGACGCCUCUCAGUGCCACGCCGAGUAUGUUCUCUGCUGACUUCCUGGACCCACAAGACCUGCCACUGCCCUGGGACUAG
Molecule: messenger RNA, 3211 nt
Organism: Chrysochloris asiatica (Cape golden mole)
Lineage: Eukaryota; Metazoa; Chordata; Mammalia; Afrosoricida; Chrysochloridae
Gene: MRTFB
Product: MKL/myocardin-like 2
Exons: 15
Coding region: 59-3211 (1050 amino acids)
Biological process (GO): smooth muscle cell differentiation
Source: RefSeq, a predicted model, not a curated record